Dinoponera quadriceps is the source of this 4266-nucleotide messenger RNA. RefSeq lists its product as uncharacterized. Lineage: Eukaryota; Metazoa; Arthropoda; Insecta; Hymenoptera; Formicidae. The record is from RefSeq and is a predicted model, not a curated record. The transcript is spliced from 8 exons. The coding region runs from base 711 to 2933 and encodes 740 amino acids.
GCUUCUUCGCGGCAUUAUUGCUCGCUCGGCGUUCUCCGCGCUCGGACCCGGUGAUCUGUCAAUUCUCCCUUUUCUCCCUUUUUCGAGCGUCGACGACCGUGGAGGACCCGGGAACGCCGAGGUGCUCUAGCGGCCGUUCUCGUACCGCCGCUCCACCCUCGCGAUCGCGUCAAAUUUUGCCGCGUUGUGACCGCUUGUGACGCGCAGUGCCGAUUGUUGUUAAUUUCGCCGGGCUCGGCUGAUUCGGGGAUCCGAAAGCUCGCGGGAAUCUCUUCGUUUCGAACGUCCUCGAUCCACGUCGAUCGAUCUCGCAAUCUGAAUCGGCGUAGCUCGGGGAGGACGAAUCAUUCCUCCCGCCCGAGCUGGUGCUAUCGUGCGUGCUAAAACGGUGCCGCUGUUCGUCCGCGAGUGAAGGCACUCUCCGGGUUUACACGGCUCCACCAGCUGCCGCUCGUCAAAGAGAGAAGCAACGCGGAAAGACGGCCGAUCUGAAAAUACACAUCCAGCGGACACCGUGGAUCGAGCAGGAGCGGCCGUGCAGAAUGUGAGAGGGUGUCGAUGCCAGAGAGUGCGAGAAGAGUUCGCAGGACACCGCCAGGACACCACCGGCCCCCUAUUCGUCCGGAGCGCGCGCAUCCUGUGGCAGCCGGGCUCGUCCUAGCGAUGCGACAUUCCACGCUGCUCCCGCAUAGUCAUUGACAAUCGGCAAGAUGCGGAGCGAGGUGGGCGAAUGGCUGGCCACAUGCGUAGGUUCGCCGAUAUGCAUCCUGCUGCUGUCAUGGUCUCUGCUGAUCUACCAAAAUCAAUCAUCGUCCGCGAAAAGGAAGAUCGACGUGCUGACAGUCGCGAUUCUCUCUCAAAGCCUCGCGCAUCAAUUGGGACUACUGCUGUACGCGAUUCUCACCUUGAUCCGUCCAGCAAAUCACUUCGGAGAAUUAUGCUCCACGCUGGUAUGGGUGCUGAACUCGUCGAGCGUCCUCCAGGAGCUGACCCUGACGUCGAUCGCGGUGUUCGCCGCGAUCAGCAGUCGCGACGAGGCGGUGAACCUCACGAAGAACCACCUCAAGUACCACCUGGUCAGCCUGAGCGUCAUCAGCGCCUGCAUCGGCGUCACCGGCGUGCUCAACUUCGAGCCGGAGGUCUGCGUCUUCCUCGCCCACGAAAUCUCCCCUAAGUACGGGAUCUUCGUCAACUCGCUGAGAAGCCUGCUGGUGCUCGCCUCCCUCUUCGGCGUGUUGGUCGCGCUCUUCAGGAACGUUUGCCGCGCCCCGACCUCGGAGCUGCUCAAGUCGGUCUCCGACCUGUCCGAGGCGAGCUCGAAGAACUCCUCGGGGGCGUUCGAGUGUCAGCCCCAGCACUGGGACCCAUCCAGCGGCUCAUGCACCAGCGGCUCCACCAACAGCAGGGCGUGCCUGAGGAAGAAGAGGGUGCAGGUGGACGAGGCCAGCGGCAGGUCCACCGUCUACAGCAUCCUCUUCGUCUGCUACACCUUCGAGCACCUGCCCAUCCUGAUCAUUUCCAUCAGACCGAGCCUCCUGCGGGACUUCUGCACGCCUCAAAACUUAGCGACAUGGCUGCCGCUGGUGAAGGACACGCUGCUUCCGGUCUUCUUGGCUCUCUUCGACAAGAUGUUCUGCCGAUACGUGGCCAAGGUGUACACGAAGCAGGAUCACGCGAGGCGGCUGUCGCACGGCGGCAUAGACGGCAAAUUUCGACACUUCGAGCAGGACACCGAGUACAAGCUCCAGUUGAACCUGAAUCACGGGCUGAAGUUCCCCCUAACCAACGGAAGCCUCUACGGACGGUUGCACAGCCAUCAGAACAGAGCGAAGACCGGUACGAUCACCAUGGGAAUCCAACAGCAUUAUCCCAGGACGCAGCCGGUGAACGAGGACGGCAACUACGCGUCCUUGCCAGCGGAACUGUCGUCUUUCACGAGCUCCACCUUCGAGCCGCGUCAGGAGAGGAUCCUCGAGCAGCCGCCGAAGAAGAAUCCCGCGGAGCAGCAGAACAGCAGACGGCCGAGACCGAACGAGAAUCUGCUCGAGCUCGCCGGCAAUCGCAGGAAGAUCGGCAGCACCGACGUCUUCGGGCAGAACAUGGAGAACCUGGUGCAACUCGAGGACCCGGCCGGCAGCCGGAAGUCCUUCGCCAAGAGCCUCGACGAGAUUCGCGAGGAGCCGUCCAGGCGGCACGCCAGGAGCGUCCUCGGCCUGGAGAGCCUGAUCGUGGGACUGGAGAGCAGCCUGCACGCCCAGCAUUAUCCCAGGAACGCUCUUCGCAGAAAUCAAAGCUUCGAUCACGCCAGAUACCACCGACCCGUGUUUGACACAAAGACCUACAACCUGAAGAAGGACAAUCACACGCGGGAGCAACAGAGCCUGCAUCAACGGCAGGACAGUCAGGGCCACUGCGACGGUUACGACAGCUCCGACGACGAGAGCUGCGACCUGGAGAACGGCGACUUCGACACCAUGAGCUCCUGCAGGAGCAGGAGCAGGAGCUGCUGCUCCGUCACCACGGUCGCCAAUGACGAUUUCGAAUAUUUCCAACGUAAGGGAACCAAGGUGGAGCUGCUGCCCUCGAAGCGAACCGGCGAGGUAAAGGUCAGCAUGCGAUCUUUCACGCCGCGUAUCAUAGAGAACGGCACGGGCGAGCGGGAGGACAAGAAGCGCAGCAACAAGCCGACCGACACGAAGCCCAGCAUACAGUCCUAUCACCUGAAGAGCAAGAGGAUCGGGCCCGGUUACUCGAUGAACGACCUGGACAAGCUCACGAUUGACAGGAAGCUGCCGAACCUCUCGAUGGAGAGCCUCAAGAGCAUCCUGAAGAACUCGGACGUGAGCUAUCUCGACAACGGCGACAUUUGCAAGCACGACAUCGGCGGCUCGGCGCCGGACUUCAAGAAGAUCUUCGUCACGGAGUUCAUAUGAGACGCCCGGACGCGACGUAGACGUGUUCAUAAAGGCGGAAGACCGUACCCUUCGUCCUUGUGAUAUAGCGCCGACAUACCCGUAGACUCGUAGGAAGUUCGCUUCGAAUCCGCGCAGACCGGCGCAACACACGCUCUCACGGUAAAAAAUUGUCGAUUACAAACGACCCGUUCAAGUUUUCGUGUUACUUCAACAUGGAGAAUAUGGUAAAAGGUAUACACAAAAGGGAAGACCCGAGGAGUAAAUAAUUACUUCAAUAAUCCUCAGCAAAUUCUUAAUCGGACCGAUAUCUAUUCGAUCCAGGUAAAAUAUUUCCCCAAAUAAAUGAUCCAAAUACAAUAUAUUUACUUGAUCCGAGUAUAAUUUAUUUAAGUCAAGUAAACAUUUCCUAAGGAAUAUUGGAGCGAUUACUUACUUGAAUGCAGCACUUUUUCCUGUGCAAACAUGUCAAGUUAACAUAUUCACCUUGAUAAAAUCUGACUUUUUAACAUAUUUAUUCUGUUGAAAUGACACAAAAAUAAUGUCGAGGAUGGACCGUUUGUAAGAUAAAAUUUUUUACUGCGAACCAACCGCAGAGGGUAUCUCGAGCGUACUCUCGACGCGAUCCUGCGGAAGCUCGUGUUCGCGGUAGAGGUCUCGGAGAAGUUCGUAAAUUAGAGCAUUCAGGUUCGCGACGAUCCGAAGUCGUCGAUAGAGAGGGAGAUUGACGCGAAUAUUAUAAGUAGUUUGCGCCCAUUGCGCGUAUUUUCCAGACACGGCGAACUGUCUUCACUUUUGUAACAUGAAACCUAAACCUCGUUUAUAGUACGCGAGCAUCUUUGUUUUUUUGAUCGAGCGUCGCAUCCCCGGACUUGUCGUUCAUCGCAAGCUGCGGCCGAUGAGUCGCGAACAACGCGAAAGGCGGAAUUGUCGCGGGCGCGGCGCGCGCCUGUUUUGUAAAAAUUCUGUAAGAUACUUUACGACAGCUAGCGAAAAUCUGUUCCCCGCCGCGAAUACACGAUUCUACACAGCCGCGUUAACCUGUAAAUAUUUUGUAUAUUUGUACUACCGCAAUAUAUUUAAUGUAGCGAGAGAUUAUGUGUAUGUGUGUAUACAAUUACGCGUGGCUCCACGACGUGUUCAUUUGAUUGUCAUGGAAACGACGAUGCGGGUUGUAUAAAUUCAUUGCAAAUAUAUUUUACUUCUGGGUUUAUGCGCGAGGAAGAUACUUCGACAACUGCCUCCCCUCGUCUAGAUCGAUCGAUUUGUACAAAAUCGUCGAUCAUACCACACUGAAUUAAUCGUUAACAUGAAGGAUCGACUGUACACAGUAAUAAAUUUGUGUGAAAUUUAA